Oppia nitens is the source of this 726-nucleotide messenger RNA. Its product is annotated as keratin-associated protein 4-3-like. The transcript has a single exon. NCBI's taxonomy places the organism in Eukaryota, Metazoa, Arthropoda, Arachnida, Sarcoptiformes, Oppiidae. Bases 1 to 726 code for a protein of 241 amino acids. The record is from RefSeq and is a predicted model, not a curated record.
AUGUGUCCGAUCCUGUGUACCCGAAAUGAUGUGUCCGAUCCGAUGUGUCCGAUCCGAUGUGUCCGAUCCGAUGUGUCCGAUCCGAUGUGUCCGAACCGAUGUGUCCGAUCCGAUGUGUCCAACCUAACCGAUCUAACCGAACCGAUGUGCCUAAUCCGAUGUGUCCAAACCGAUGUGUCCGAACCGAUGUGUCCGAACCGAUGUGUCCGAUCCUGUGUACCCGAAAUGAUGUGUCCGAUCCGAUGUGUCCGAUCCGAUGUGUCCGAUCCGAUGUGUCCGAUCCGAUGUGUCCGAUCCGAUGUGUCCGAUCCGAUGUGUCCGAACCGAUGUGUCCGAUCCGAUGUGUCCGAUCCGAUGUGUCCGAUCCGAUGUGUCCGAUCCGAUGUGACCGAACCGAUGUGUCCGAACCGAUGUGUCCGAUCCGAUGUGUCCGAACCGAUGUGUCCGAACCGAUGUGUCCAACCGAACCGAUCUAACCGAACCGAUGUGCCUAAUCCGAUGUGUCCGAACCGAUGUGUCCGAUCCGAUGUGUCCAACCGAACCGAUGUACCGAACCGAUCUAACCGAACCGAUGUGCCUAAUCCGAUGAGUCCGAACCGAUGUGUCCGAUCCUGUGUACCCGAAAUGAUGUGUCCGAUCCGAUGUGUCCGAUCCGAUGUGUCCGAUCCGAUGUGUCCGAUCCGAUGUGUCCGAACCGAUGUGUCCGAUCCGAUGUGUCCAACCUAA